This is a messenger RNA of Anarrhichthys ocellatus (wolf-eel), 3439 nucleotides long. Its product is annotated as G-protein coupled bile acid receptor 1. Gene Ontology annotation, molecular function: G protein-coupled bile acid receptor activity. The record is from RefSeq and is a predicted model, not a curated record. The transcript is spliced from 2 exons. The coding region runs from base 317 to 1348 and encodes 343 amino acids. Lineage: Eukaryota; Metazoa; Chordata; Actinopteri; Perciformes; Anarhichadidae. Gene Ontology annotation, cellular component: plasma membrane. Gene Ontology annotation, biological process: G protein-coupled receptor signaling pathway.
CAGACUUAGGCUGCUCUCUCUGUCUCCCUUGUAGUUUGUGGUGAGGCUGCCGUGGCUGACUUGACUGAAAGGAUUAUUAAACUUAAGAAGAAGAAGAAGAAGCUCCUGUCGUUUAUGUGGAAUCUUCUGCUUGUGGAUGUGACAUGCAGGGGAACCGGGUCGAGGUUAUCAGGAUUGUGAUAAGAAACUGUUAUUUAUUUGCAUUUCCUUUGCCAAAGGAUACAUGACUGGACCGUUCAUCCAAAAAAAAGGGUAGCUGUGCCUUGAUGGGAGCAGAACCAGGCUGCAAAGGAGAGGAAGUGUGCAGAGUUCACACAUGAUGGACCGCAACGACUCCCACGCUCUGCUCUCCGGGGAGCAGCUCAUCUAUGCCAUCACCGUACCGCUGUCGACCUCCAUCAUCCUGGCCAAUCUCGUCAUCAUGUUGGGCAUCGCCUGGAACCGCCAGCUCCACGACACGCCCAACUACUUCUUCUUCAGCCUCUUGGUGGCGGACUUGUGCACGGGCGUGGCGCUGCCCUUCAUACCGCUCAUGGGUCUGAACCGGGAGUUGAGUUUGAGCUCCUGCCUGGUGGUGCACGUUUUCCCAAACUUCCUCUUCCUGGCGUUCCUGUUCAACCUGGUGAUGGUCCACUACGAGCGCUACAUUUGCAUCGUCGACCCUUUGCAUUACAGUAACUUGUGGAUGCAUCGCAGCUUCCCCUUGGCGUUGCUUGUGGUUUGGGCCCCGCCACUUCUGUACGCAUCCCUGCCUGCUUUCGGGUGGAAUAACUGGACAGGGCCGGAUUGGAACAACUGUUGUGCAAGUAGCCAAAAUAUAACACUACUUUCAAACUGUUCGCCAAACAAAACCACGUGCUGCUCGUACAGGCGAGUGUUCCCCAAUGCUUUUAUCUUCUUGGAGGUGUAUGGACUCGUCCUUCCUGCCAUACUAGCCAUCGCUGUCAUGACCGGUCGUGUGUUAUGGAUCACCCGAGGCCAGAUGAAGGACAUUUGUCGCCUCCAUCGUUCGGUGGAGCGGGGAAGUCAGGCCUCGGACCGCGAGCAGAGGCUGAACCUGCGCUACGUUCGCUGCGUGGUGGCCGUGUCGCUGACCUUUCUCGCGUGCUGGGUGCCCUACCUCAUUUACAUGCACGUGUGCAUCGUGUUCCUGAUCAGCGACACCAAGCGGAGCUCCACCACUCACAUCGUGCUGUCGUGCAGCGGCAUCGGAAGCAUGGCGGUGGUGCCGCUGGUGCUCGGCCUCUCGAACAGGCAGUACACAGAACCUGCGUGCAAGCUUCUCCGGAAGCUCAGAGACAGAUGGAGGCGAAGGAUGCAGGGGUCAGAGGAGGAGGUGGCAGUCUGAGAAAGUAGUGACGAAGACCACGUGUGCAAACUAAAGUUGGAAAUGAGUUCCCAGUUUUUGCCAUUUUUAGAUAAACUGUUACAGGAAGCUUAAAUACUGUAAAAGCAGGCUUCAGAGAAACGCCUGCUGCGUCCAAAUACUUCCAUUCGAAGACCAAAAGUUAUAUUUGUCGGUAAGAUCCAUUCAGGGGGAAUUCGAUUUUUAUUUGAGACUUGAUUAAACAUAGAAUACAUGCCCUGCUUUUUGUUUCCCCAAUCAAAGUACGUUUUUUAGCCGUGUUUGUACAUGUGGGUGGAAAGGAGACUUUAAUCCAAUUAAACAGCAAACAAGGUCUGACUGUUAUGGGGACAUGAGGAGGGAUGGGAUAUCAUCAUGGGGUCAGGGUACACCGUCACUGUGUCGUUUGUAUGUGUUGCCGUGUUCUAGCAUGUUUUUCCACAUCGGAAUAUUGUGCACGUAAGACCGAGGAGAACCAGGAGAGGAAGAGGAGGAGGAGGAGGAGGAGGAGGAGGAGGAGGAGGAGGAAAAUGAAGAUGAGACGAGACUGUCGGGCUUUAAGCGACUGUACUCUUGACGCUUUAUUUAUUAAUUGUAUUCAACUGUAAAUAUCGAAGAGUAAACUUUGGAUGCCCUCUGAUUUCCUUGUGAUCAUUUGGACAUGUUUGAGGUAUAAAGCAGAAGGAAAAGAUAUUUCAAGCAUGCAGAACCCCCCCUGAAUUCUAGGAAGCAUUAUCUUUGUGAGAACAGAAACACUCCCUUUAACCAACCUGCUCGAAGCCACAAGAUAAUUAUUUUAUUGUUGACGUCAUUGAGAAACCUUUACACCAUUAGAUAUUAUUUUCCACAUUCCACAAAGACAAAAUCGUAUUCAGCACACAAAGGCAUGAGAGAUCACCUGCAAGAAACACACUGAUGGUGCCAGGAACAUUUGCAAAGGCAAACAAAGAUAAGAAAAGAUAUUUCUUUUUAAAACACAGCUUGGCAUAAACAAAAUGUCUCCCAACUUCUACGAAAAAUCCUUCCACUGGCCAAGAAGCUAUUGUUAGACAGCACACAGAGAUAGCAUGAGGAUUGUUACAUUUAAAAGCCACUUUCAUGAUGAUUCCUGAAGAGUUUAUUUCAUUAUUUAAUUCACAUUUUUGCGGAUUUACUGUAAUGCUGCAGACACAGAGGAGUGAGAGGACAGUGCCGGUCAAUCUUCGGCGUAAUGGGAGCUUUCAGACACGACUCGGCCUUCCUCCACCUCCACCCGGAUCAGCAGGCGUUUCUUGGAGGCCGGGUACACUGCCGGUAUCAGGGUACCAGCCGGGACAACGGCGGGUUCUUGGGCUCGUGGCUUCUCCAGCAGGUGUUGCUUCAGUGGCAGGUGAACAUCUGCGUGCGAGUAAGGACUUGGAUUGGUUGGUUUGCUUUUUAGAAAUCUGAGCGAAAGAGAGGUUUGAUUUUAGCGGCACACAAAACAUGAAUCAGUCAUGAGAAGGUUGAUAUGCAUGAAAUGGUUCUCACCUCCAUUGCGCAUGAGGUGGUAUAUUCUUCACAGAGAGGAGAGACGGAGACAGUUGUUAGUCCAAGCAUUAAACGCAUGGCGGUACAUGUGACAACGAACAGCAAUGUGCUCUCACACAUACCUCUGCUCCUCGCCCUCCAGCAGCUUGCGGUAGGUGGCGAUCUCGAUGUCCAGGGCCAGCUUCAGGUUAAUCAGCUUUUGGUGUUGGUGGAUCUGUCCGGCCAAGUCUUGCUUGGUCCGCCUCAAGGCCUCCUCCAGCUGGGCGAUGUCCUCCCGAGCCCUCUCCAGGUUGUUGUCGCCUUCUGUCCUCAUGUCAAUGAUGUCCUUCUUCAGGGACUCUUCCUAACAUAAGACACAGAGUGUAAAGAGAACAUCGGCGGCUGAACUGGUGAACUCUGGGAGUGUUUAUCUGUGUGAUCACAACCUUCCUUUGGAGAGCCUCCAGGUCACCGUUGAUUCUCUGGGUGUGGCGCACCAGGUCUGAGAUGUCCCUCUUUAAAUCACGCACAUCCUUCUCACGCUGUCCUGCAGGUAAGACCAUGGCAUCCAUCUAAGGGGUGGGGGAGAUGGCACAUUUUCACCGA